CCCAUCCUGGAUAAGCACAACAGGGUAUUUGGCGUCCUUGCCGGGCAUCCUUGCGACCCUACCUGGGCAGAGGUGAAUAGGGAGAUGAUACGGGUUCUUGAGGCGGGCCGGGAUGCGUACAACACGGCGCCGAAGCAGGAGAAUCAUCGCAGAGGCAACUUCGCCGCCGUCUCUUGCGGGAUAUCUUAUGGCGGCGGGCAGAAGCACGUAAGCAACAUCAAGCAUUCAAAAUCCAAUCUUGCCGUGCUGGAGAGUAUGCUGCAGCAGAAGGCCGUCCGCCGCGUCGCCAACUUUGGCAACGGCGUGUUGCGCCUCUUCGCCCCACGCAUGCACGAAUAUUACGACAUUACGUUGGCCACUCUGUGCGGCCGCGAUCCGAAACUGCGACGCAACUUCCACAACUCGGUGUUCAGCUGUGCCACCUUCAACUUGGGCCCGCGCACGGUAACGCACGUUCACACUGACCACCUGAAUCUUCCCUCCGGCUGGUGCAGCAUCACCGCGCUCGGAGACUACGACCCCACCGCCGGGGGCCAUCUGAUCCUCUGGGAUCUCCGCAUGGUCAUCGAGUUCCCCCCCGGCUCGACGAUCCUCAUACCAUCAGCAAUCCUUCAACAUUCUAACACGGCGAUUUCAGAUAAUGAGUACAGAUACUCGUUCACUCAGUACACUCCAGGGGGACUUUUUAGAUGGGUUGCAUGCGGGUUUCGAUCGGUGAAGGAGGCAGGGAUAUCCGUGAAGGAGCUGAACCGAUUGGGUUCAGAGCGUUGGGCGCAGGGGUUGAGUAUGUUUAGUACCUGGCCAGAGCUAUGUGCAGAAGCCCCGUAG
Messenger RNA from Trametes versicolor FP-101664 SS1, 828 nucleotides. RefSeq lists its product as uncharacterized. Lineage: Eukaryota; Fungi; Basidiomycota; Agaricomycetes; Polyporales; Polyporaceae. The transcript has 3 exons. The record is from RefSeq and is a predicted model, not a curated record. The annotation marks the transcript as partial.